GGGGCCUGACUUCUCACGUAUGCGGGUGUGCCGGGUGGGACGUGAGGUCUGCAUACAUAAAAUCGAGUCCAGGGAAGCCCCUGGCGCUCAAGCCAGUGAUGUACGCACACGCUGUCCUGCUGUAGAACGACUCCCGCUGGAGCCUGCUGUGCCGGGAGCAGGGGACCUGGGUCCUAGCUGGACUCAGAGGCUUCUCCGGGGGCUGCCUCCGUCCCCGAGCCUUCUCCCCGCGGCAGGCCCAUGGCCCGUGGAUCAGCCGUGUGACCCGGGAAGCCUACCUGGGGGACCAGCUAGCCUGGGACCGGGGUCCCGGGGCGAGGACACUGAGCCACAGACUUGCCCCCCACAGUCAGAGCACACCAGGGGAGGGCUCCAGAGCCCCCGGGCUGCGCUAGGCGGCCUUCUCCUGUCCCUAGCCUGUGGCCUGCGGCCAGAGGCUGCUCCAGCUAGGGCGCUGUGGCCCUGGCUGGCAGAGGUACAUGUGGCUGGUGACAGAGUCUGCACUAGGAUCCUUGUGGCCCCAGGAUGGGUCCUGGCAGCCACGCACGGUAUCCUCAGACCGGGCUCUACCACAGUGCCUUACGUUGAAGUCUACUUGGGCAGGCCAGGGGCCAGCCCGGUCCCGCAGAGCCACCAGCGAUUCCGGUUGGUCACCAGCAUCUGCCUGUCCCGGCACCUGGGACUGGGCCCCCCGGCCCUCCUGGAGCUGAGCUCCGGUCUGGAGCCCUAGCCACCAGCGCUCCUCAUUUGCUUGCACCCAGGGGGUGUUCCCCCAGGGGCCAGCUGCUGGGUGCUGCGCUGGAAAGACCCUCAGAACCGAGGUGAGAGCCCGGAGUCCUGAGGAUGAGGAGUAAGGAACUCCGAGUGUGGGCGACCAUCUUCCCUCUCUCUAGUCCCUGUAGCUGCUCCUGUCUCCAGCUUGACCCCACGACUGUGUCGCUGCCUGCAUCGAGGCAGCCUGCCUCCCAAGACCCUCUGCGUCCUCUAUGCAGAGGGACAAGAGGACAGGUAUGAGGUACAGGCACCUGGGUGUCCUGCCUGGGGGGAGAAGCAGUGCUGGGCAGCAGGAUCCCGCAGAGACCGGGGCUGGGAUCCCUGGGCGUUGGGCUCCAAGUGGGAAGUAGCAGUAUCUCCUGGCUGGCUGGGCCUGGGAGAGACUGGAGCGAGGCCGCCUUUGGAGGAGACAGCAGGGUCUGGGGAAGGAGAAGGAAGGGCAGGGAAGGAGCCAGGCCAACACUGCUGGCUCUUGGCUCCAACUCUGCAGGUGGCCUCAGCCCCCCUCCUGUGCUGCCCUGAGAGGGCUCCUGAGUCCCCACGGCCUAAGACCUCCGAGGGAGCCAGGGCUGCUCACAGCCAUGGGCCCUGAAGAGGCCUGGGUCUCCCAAACAGUGGGGGAGGCCCGCCUCCUGCCCCUAGCGCCACACCCUCCUGGCCCGUGAGGGCAGUGACCUGUGCCCCCAGAGCUGGCAGGCACCUCAGGCACCCCAAGCUGCUGCUCUGUUUGUCCUGUUACUGCUUCCCCUGACCCAGGGCUAGUGUGCCGCCGGGGGGGGGGGGGCGCCCGGCGCUGAGACAGCAGGGCAGGAAUGUGGCCGGACCAGCUGGCUCCAGGCCUGUGGAGCGUCCCAUCCACCUAGUGCCUCUCCUAGACUGCAGUGCUUCCAGUGACUGGGCCUCCGUGCGGGCUAUUUUGGGCCCAGGAAUCCUUGGGGGUGGCGAAGCAGACAAUAAAGGUGUAAACACAGA
Messenger RNA from Heterocephalus glaber (naked mole-rat), 1746 nucleotides. The record is from RefSeq and is a predicted model, not a curated record. Lineage: Eukaryota; Metazoa; Chordata; Mammalia; Rodentia; Bathyergidae.